AUGUCGUUGGCCAGGGAGAAAUAUCUGAAAAGGAAAAGAGAACUGCUUGGGAACAUAAACAUAAUUGACAGUAACUUAGGAGAAAAGAAGGAACCGAAUUUGGAGGAAAGAAAAAGAGAAGGAAAAAAUGAAGAGAAUUCCUAUGAUCGUAAAAAUGAGCAAACGUUAAGGAGAGAUAGAGAGCACCGCGUGGAGGAUGAGUGGGGGAACAAGGGAAGAAGGGACCCCCCCGGGGGAAGCAGCUCUGGCAGCUAUAACCAGAUAAGUCAUAGGAAAAACGAUCGGAGGUACCCGGAUGAUCGGGGGCACCACGUCGACCGUUCACACUAUGACGAACCUACGUGGCAGGGGAGGAAAGAACCCCUGUUGGACGCAAAACAAAGCAAACCAAUUCUCACGAGGAAUAAGGAUAACCCCGUCUUCAGCAGAAGCAACACGCCAGAUGGUGCGAAGCAGUGGAGCAUCCGCCCUGGGAAACUAGGGAGAGAUUCCUCUAAUGUGAGUCAAAGCGCACAUAGCGUUCGCUCGUUUAAUGAAAACACGUCUAACAAGGAUGUAGAACCUACCAAGCAGAGGGACAAAAAGGGACCCACCCCAGGGAGUAGCACCUCUUACGAAUUACUAACCAAUUUAACUAACAUAGAAAUAAACGACAGCGCAAGUUUGCUAAUAUACACCUGCAAGUUAUUGCUACAAAUGUGUGGGAAGGAAAAUGAAAAUAAAGGUAAGAUGAAUAUGUCCCUAUCUUCGGUGGAAAUAUUGAGAGAAAUAAAAAACAGAAAUAGGAAAAAUGUAAAGUUACUGAAAAUAAAUAUUCUAAAUGAAGUACUCACGUAUAUGUCUCUUAGCAGCAGAGGGGGGGGGAACCAAAUUGGUACGAAUUCAACUGACCCCAGUUUGGAAAAACAUAAAGAAAUAAACAUAGAGGAGGCCUGCAUUGAUAUAGAAAAUGUGGGAAUAAGCAUCAUAAUAAAAGUUAUCUACAUAAAGAAUGUGAAGAAUUUACUCACCAAGUGUUUGUUCCAACAGGGUAAGGGUGGUUCCCGAGGGGGAGGUGGAUCAUGUGUAGGAAUAGGCACAAAGAGGAGUGACAGGGGAUGUAUUGACGAUAAAAAGGGCGGGCGUAUGCAAAUCCCGUAUGAGUAUCGAACCAUCGGGGGGUCAGACGGAAGCGGGAGUAACACGUACAAUUCGCUUCUGCAAGAAAAUGAAAAAAAAAAACAAAAACAAAUUCAUGGCCAAAACUAUGCCAUGGAGUAUGAAGGAAAAUAUGCAGAUCAUACCCAAGGCGGAAACAAAUACAAUCAGAGUGAAGAUGCCACACAUGUUAGCAACACUAGUGGGGGCAACAAAAUAAGUUAUCUAGAAAAUUUACUAAACGAACCAACAGCGAAGGAAAAGAAAAUAAAACAGGAAAAGACCAACAUUCUGUCCAUAAUCGAAGCACCAACGGUGAUAGAAGAAAUGCGAAUAAAAAAGUUUCAAAAAAAAGACGACUCUGUAAAAAUUAUAUGUCCACAUUUAACCAAAAAGGCAUGCCAAAAGAAUAACAAAGAUUGCAACAAGGAAUGCAACAAAGUUCAUUUUAAAAAAAUUAUAUCCGAGCAUACAGACGUGUCAUUGGGAGACUGUUCCUAUUUGGACACCUGCAGGCACAUCGAGACGUGCAAAUUUGUUCACUACGCGGUGGAUAAAGAUGAUCAGGUAGUAGGUAGCCACCAAGAAUGUGUGACUGAGAAGAAAGUCGACAUAUUUAGCAUGUCGGAUAAUACGUAUGGACCUCAGUGGAUACGAUGCGAUUUAAGAAACUUCGACUUGAGUAUAUUUAACCAGUACGUUAGUGUUGUCAUGGCAGACCCUCCGUGGGAUAUCCAUAUGGAUUUACCCUACGGGACGAUGACGGAUAAUGAAAUGAAGCUGUUACCUGUACAGCUAAUACAAGAUGAAGGUAUGAUCUUUUUGUGGGUCACUGGUAGGGCAAUGGAACUAGCAAGGGAGUGCCUACAAAUAUGGGGUUACAAAAGGGUGGAAGAAAUUUUAUGGGUUAAAACGAAUCAUUUGCAAAGAAUUAUAAGAACUGGUAGGACUGGCCACUGGUUGAAUCAUUCCAAGGAGCAUUGCCUAGUGGGCAUUAAGGGAAACCCCGUUGUGAAUAGAAAUAUUGACUGCAAUGUGAUCGUGUCGGAAGUGAGAGAAACUUCUCGUAAACCCGACGAAAUUUACUCCCUUAUAGAGAGAAUGUGUCCACAGAAUUUAAAAAUCGAACUUUUCGGGCGGCCCCACAAUAUUAGGAGGAACUGGAUCACCCUGGGGAACCAGCUGAACGGCGUGGUUUUGCACCACCCCCAGAUUAAGGAGAGGUAUAACAAGGUAGCCGCCCAGUUCAACAUGCCGCUCUGCGGGGAGUAG
Molecule: messenger RNA, 2409 nt
Organism: Plasmodium coatneyi
Lineage: Eukaryota; Apicomplexa; Aconoidasida; Haemosporida; Plasmodiidae
Exons: 1
Coding region: 1-2409 (802 amino acids)
Cellular component (GO): RNA N6-methyladenosine methyltransferase complex
Source: RefSeq, a predicted model, not a curated record